This is a messenger RNA of Ooceraea biroi (clonal raider ant), 2559 nucleotides long. RefSeq names its product carbohydrate sulfotransferase 11. Lineage: Eukaryota; Metazoa; Arthropoda; Insecta; Hymenoptera; Formicidae. The record is from RefSeq and is a predicted model, not a curated record. Gene Ontology annotation, biological process: carbohydrate biosynthetic process. Gene Ontology annotation, molecular function: sulfotransferase activity. Gene Ontology annotation, cellular component: membrane.
UCGCUACGUUCCUGAGGGUCUUCCAGGCGACCUAAGACGAUCGCCGGCUACUUGCAUCGGCUGUUUGACCGCUCGUAUUUCCACGGUAUUCGCACGAUAUCCGCAUUGUCGAGUUCAAAAACUUGGUUCACUCUGCAUCAUCAGCAUUCUGCUCCUCCAAGUUUCUUCAAGUUUUCGAAAACGGUGAAACCAGAAUCAAGUUUUAUCAAGGACAGUAGGAUAUUUUGCGAGGAAGUUCAAUGCCUGCAGUGGACAAAGAUAAACGAUGACAUGUCGAGUGGAGAGGAUAAUUUUAUUCAUUAUCAUCUUAUGGCAAAACGCCGACGCGAGCAGAAACAUGAACAUCUCCGCAGAUGAAGGAGAGAAGAAACCGUCCGAGAGAAACAAAUACAUUUAUUCCUGGACAGGGCCAAAUGCGUUGGCCAGGUCGGUCUUGGUGGAGCGACAGGAAAGGUUGCAAUAUAGUUGUGAGCUCGAAAGUAACGAGGUCAACGUCGGCGCGUUCAAUCCAGAGUCGUUUAGAAAUAUCCUCGUGGACGACUUGCAUGAAUUGCUCUACUGUUACGUUCCCAAGGUUGCUUGCACAAAUUGGAAGCGCGUGUUAAUGAUCGUGACGGGAAAAUGGGCCGGCAACGAUCCUUUAGAAAUACCAGCCGACCAAGCUCAUUCUCCGGGCACCUUUCAACGAUUGAGUAAUUACACGCUGCCAGACAUAGAGAAGAAGUUGGCGACGUACGAUAAGCUGAUUGUUGUGCGACAUCCUUUGGAGAGACUUCUGUCGGCCUAUCGGAAUAAGCUGGAGCCUAAGCAUGAGAAAAGUGCAAAAUACUUCCAAAGCCGUUUCGGCAAGAAAAUCAUCAAGAAAUAUAGACAAAAUGCAACCUUGGAAUCCUUGAAGAAUGGUGAUGACGUGACAUUUCGAGAGUUUGUUGACUUUGUGACUGACGACUCCGAGAAUGGAACACGUAAUGAACAUUGGAGACCGAUAAACGAGUUGUGCCAGCCAUGUGUAGUUAAUUAUAAUCUCGUGAGCAAGUAUGAGAGUUUGGUCGAGGACGCCACGGAAAUUCUUGAACGGAUAGGCGUUACGUCUGUUAGUUUCCCAACUAAGCCGCCCAGCAGCGAACCGACAUCGAGAAAACUGGACAAGUACUACUCCACUUUAAGCUACAAGCAGCUUCGUAAGCUGGCGGAUCUGUACAAACUGGAUUUAAGACUGUUUGACUACUCGCUGGAAGAUGUGUUAGGAUUUUCCUUGGCUUAAACCACAUACUCGUGUUGGUAUUAACGGGAAUAGAUAGACGCGAUACGGAUGUGCUAAUGGGAGAUUUUUUAUCUAUCUCAAACCGAUGUGAUAUAAACAAACCAGACAGAAUUCACAAUGAAUAAUUAUCAUUGCAUUUUUCAUAAAUUUAUAUAUAAACUAAUCGAGAUUUCGACAGAUGAUAAUUUCUUGAAGAGCGUUUUGAAGGGGAUUUUAUUAUAGUUCAUACAAAUGAAGCUCUUUUGUACUACCUCGUAUUUUUUAUAGCAAUAUGUAUAAAAUGAUUUUAUAUAUACAUUACUGAUCGAUAUUAAUAUAAUUUUACGUACAUGCUGAUACAUUUUAUUUAUUUACGUACGUUAAAAUAUAUUUUAAUUUUAUAUGUAUAUAUAAAGUCAUGAUAAAUUAACUUUACUAGCUCAGUAUGUAUAAGCGAUCAAAAUUAAGAUAUAAAACUGCACAAACUAGCCCAUAAAGAUAUAAAUUAUUUCGUAAAAUUUGACGGGAUAGACAUAAUGAUGUCCAACCUGUGAUUUAAUAUACAUAUAUAUUAAAUAUGCAUUAAAUAAAAAUAUGCAGAUAUAUUUAAUAUUAUGUACGUAUUUAAUCUGUACUUAUCUCGCGAUACAUAUUAAAUACGCAUAUUUUAGUCCUCAUUUUCUUAUAGUUCGAAAUAAUGAUGCAUAAAAUUUGUUUUGCAUUAAUUUUAGUUUAGUUAGAACGUUAUCAUUUCCUCAAUAUUUACAUAAUAUUUUUAAUAUUUACAAGUAUGUAAUUAUAUCAAAAAACUCUUUAUUUUUUAAAUUAUUCUGUUUUAAAUGUAUAUUGGAAUUUUGUGUCGAGAGUAUUUAAAGAUAUUAAAGCGAAAUUAUAAAAGAACUUGCUUUGCUAAGAAAGAACAAUUGGUUUAUUGUUAAUUGUACAUAUAAAAAACGUAUAAAAUAUAUGCAACAUAAAAUGUAAUACGAAACAUACGUCGCAAGUUUUAUGUGACGCGUGAGUGUCGUUAAUUAAACCGUAAUAAAAGUUUCGCUUUACUAUUUUCGUAACGUGAAUCGUGUCAUAUCAUGUCCAAAGUUAUAGCUUUGAAUGCAGCCAUAUUCGCGUGCCUAUGUAACAGUAUUACAUGCAAGAACAAAUUUAUUACGUACAUUCUCGCUAUCGAAAGUUCAUAAAAUUCCGUAGUUACCAAGCAAUCAAUUAUUAUUACAACAUUAUUAUGUACAGUGUAAAUAUCAUUGCUAACACACGGCAUCUUAUGUAUUCGACAAAUAAAUUAUAAUUAAACAACUCUA